Messenger RNA from Drosophila rhopaloa, 1433 nucleotides. Its product is annotated as alpha-N-acetylgalactosaminidase. Gene Ontology annotation, biological process: glycoside catabolic process; oligosaccharide metabolic process; glycosylceramide catabolic process. Lineage: Eukaryota; Metazoa; Arthropoda; Insecta; Diptera; Drosophilidae. The transcript has 6 exons. Gene Ontology annotation, molecular function: alpha-galactosidase activity. The record is from RefSeq and is a predicted model, not a curated record. The coding region runs from base 115 to 1356 and encodes 413 amino acids. Gene Ontology annotation, cellular component: cytoplasm.
CAAAAAUCGUGAAACCCGACUUAAGCUCUUAUUUGCUUGAGAAACCGGAUCAAAUGCGGAAAACUCAAUUACUUAAUUGCGGUGCAAAUAUACAAAUAGAAAUCAUUGAAAGCGAUGUUAUCAAUUGUUUGGAUAAUUUUAUUGAGUAGUAGUUUGUGUAACUGCCUAGACAAUGGUCUUGCAAAAACUCCCCCAAUGGGAUGGCUGUCGUGGGAAAGAUUUCGAUGUAAUACUGACUGCGUAAACGAUCCUGAUAAUUGCAUAAGUGAACAGCUAUUUCAAACUAUGACUGAUAUUGUCGUCGCUGAUGGAUAUGCUUCUGUUGGCUAUGAAUAUAUUAAUAUUGAUGAUUGCUGGUUAGAAAAGCACCGCAGCCAUGAAGGAAAAUUGGUGGCUGAUCGCAAACGUUUUCCAAAUGGAAUCAAAGCUUUAUCUGAUUAUAUUCAUUCGAGAGGUCUAAAAUUCGGAAUUUAUGAGGACUAUGGUAACUACACUUGUGCAGGUUAUCCUGGAAUUAUUGGCUAUGAAGAGAAGGAUGCACUUCAAUUUGCGGAAUGGAAUGUGGACUACGUAAAGUUAGAUGGAUGCUAUGCACUGCCAUAUGAUAUGGAUCUGGGCUAUUCGACAUUCGGAAGGCUUUUAAAUGGUACCGGAAAAUCAAUGGUCUAUUCGUGCAGCUGGCCUGUAUAUCAAAUAUAUGCUGGAAUACAGCCAAACUAUUCGGCAAUUCAAACUCAUUGCAACCUUUGGAGAAAUUAUGAUGACAUCCAAGACUCCUGGGCAUCUGUCGAAAAUAUUAUCGAUUAUUAUGGUAAUAAUCAAGAUUUAAUAGCUCCUAAUGCGGGGCCUGGGCACUGGAACGAUCCUGACAUGUUAAUUAUUGGAAACUUUGGACUAAGUUAUGAGCAAGCAAAAACACAAUUCGCAAUUUGGUCAAUUCUGGCUGCUCCACUUUUGAUGUCAGUAGAUUUAAGGACGAUUCGUCCGCAAUUUAAACAUAUUCUUCAAAAUAGAAAAAUAAUUGCUGUGGAUCAAGAUCCACUUGGUAUUCAGGGAAGACGAAUUUACAAACACAAAGGAAUUGAGAUUUGGUCAAGACCAAUUGGACCACUUUACCAAAACUUUUACUCUUAUGCAAUCGCCUUUGUAAACAGAAGAACUGAUGGAACUCCUUCAGAUAUAUCGGUUACUUUAAAGGAACUUGGGCUUAUUAAUUACUCUGGAUAUAGAGUAGAGGACCUCUACGAAAAUGUUGACUACGGCGUUUUAUAUCCCAACACCAAAAUCAAAGUAAAAGUAAAUCCCUCUGGAGUGGUUAUGCUUAAAGGAGAGGUUCAGUUUCCAGCUGACUUAUAAUACAAUUUGUUAAACGAGAUCGCCUAAAAAUACCACUAAUUGAUACUAAUUUGUCAAUAAAUAUUAAUUCACCCCUA